AGGUUUUGCUUUGCUUCUGUUGUAGGCUAAAGAUAGCAGCUGUGCGGCCUCACCACUUUCUAAAAACUCCUUCACUCAUAACUUUAAUUUUGAUUUUACGUUGCAAUCUAAAAACUUCUGAUCAUCGUCUCGCCCCACUUUUUUUCUACAAACUCCAGAAUUAUCCGAAAAACAAGAAUGAUGAAGUUGGCUUUCGGACUCGCCGCCUCCCCCGUAGUGGCCGCAGCUGCCGCUGCGGCUGCAGCCCGUCCCCGUCCCGCGUGGGAACCCCGGGCGGAAAGCAGGCGGAAGUUCGAACUGGAGAGAGUCUUUCCUGCGUUCGGGCCCGCGGCGACUGGGGACGCAGACGUGCACCGGAACGCGCGCAAGUUCGCGGACAUAUCACACAGAAAAAAACUGGCAGGUCACAUUUGUAAUGCAAAAAUGAAUAGACAAAAAAAUUUGUAUUUCGUAUCCCAAAUAGCAUGCUACGAGGCCGCCCAUGGCAGAUCUCUCUGUGUAUUUAUUUUUGCAUUACGAAUAUGCCCUGCCAGCUUUUUUCUCUGGGAUAGGACACUUUGAAUUUCGCCGUGGAGCGCUUGCACAGGGACGUGAUCGAGACGAACCACCUGGUCCUCGGCGCUGAACAUGAUUCGGAGUCCGACUCCGGCCGUAGCGAGGACGGGCGGCACUCUGCCGCCGCCGGGGGCGUUGCCGACACGCUCGCUUCCGUCGCAACCAAAAACCCGCACGUGCAGCCCCACGCGGCACCACUGCAGCUCGCGGGUUAUUUCCGUCCGGGUCCGCAGGAACCGGUCCGGUUUCCGCACACGCCCAUGCGCGCCCCCGGCUGGACGAAGAGCGGGACGAACAAGGGCCGCCGGGGGGCUUCUACUUCCGGCAAGAUCGUCACCGCGUCCCCCGUGCGCCCGGCAGACGCCGACAACAGCGUGUUCAUCACCAGCGGCUUCUCCUUGCUGCCGUUUUUGUGCCAGAUCUUGUAUCAAAUGUAAAAGUGUCUGGGUCUGGAAACUUGUGAUGCUGGGCGGCGUAUCAUGAGGAGGCCGCAUAAGCUGGCUCAGCGUGACAAGUUUCUGAGCUUCUAGGUGUUGCCUACUCUGCAUGACAAACUGCGUUUCUGCAUGACAGAAAAAUGGGGCGCUUGGGUAAAGUGCAGGACAGAUUUAAGAGUCAUGCCAGACAAGCAUGACAAACAUGCACUCUUCCAGACCCAGACAUUUUGGCAUUUGAUAUCUUGCCGGAAACAACGAUCGUGGUCGCGGACUGGGAGCCGGCGGUGCAUUUGUUGCUGAAGGAGUCCUAUCCAGUGCAAAAGUAUCGUACUUACUCGUAUUGCAAUCAUGCAUUACAAAUCUUUUUCUUAAGGUAAGUCAGCAUUACAAAUUUCAUGUCUCAUGCUGAGGAAAUGCAUUUAUACGAGUGCGAUAGGAUACUUUUGCAGUUCAUAAGUGCGUGGAGCUUAUCCGCACGUAUUUGAACGUCGACACCGACUUCGACGAGGAGGCACAGGAGUGGCUCUUUCCAAGACGCGCGCGCGCCGAGCUCCUAGAAUCCGACGUCACCGGUUACACUAGAGACGAUAAUAUCAUGGCCGCGCUCGCUCAGUUGCUGUUCAACGACCAGGGAAACACGGGGACUAUCACUUAUGUGGUGAUUUGGACAAGGCUGGAGAGGAUAAAAUACCUGCGCGACUGGUUCCAGCUGAUCCUCGGUGCGUGGUACGCGCGAUGGGACCCUAGUGGAGACCGGAAUAAACCCUCCCCCUUCUCGCCGUGGGUGCAGAACGGCAAGGUGGCGCCCAACCCGCCCCGCCUCCAACCGCACCUCAGCCUGGGCGCGAGCGGCUUCGACGCGCGGGAGUCCAACAGCUUCUGGCUGCGCUGGAACGCGUGGAAGCUGGGCAAGGAGAAGAUGCGGCUGCUGCAGAACCGGCUGCGCGGAACGGAAAACUCCAAACCAAUCGAGUUCAUACACGUGAAGGUGAACCUGUUCGACGCAAAAGAGGUCGCGACGCUGAUGCAUCAUGUGCACGCGAACGGAGACAAAGGGGGUCAGCCACUCAGCUCCGUGCGGAUCAACCUGAGCAACGUGGGCCUCAGUCUGGUCACCGGGGCGAAAGUCUACCCGGACAGCCGUCCGGGCGGGGACGAAAGCCGAUUUCAGGGUCUCACGGAGCUCGCGAAAAACCAAUACAACACAAAGCUGUGGCUGCUGCGGGACACACACCUGCGGGGCGUGAACGUGUACAACGUGCAACCCUACGAGAAAAAGAAAAGUGCUUGGUUCCGGGACCCGCACCUGUGGGUCGCAGAGACCUUGCGCAAGUGGGCGGCGGCCUGCGGCGGGGACGCCAGGGCAGCGCACGGGAGCGAACUUUCGGCCGACACGCGAGAGCAAGAGGAACUGUUGGCGAAGGAAGACAAGAGGACCAUCAAAUCACGAAUCCAGAGAAACGCCAGUUUGUUGGGGCUGGAGGUACCAGAUGGCGUUUGAAAUGAAAAAGAAGCACUGGUGGAGAUAAAGUCGUGAUCGUAUGUAGUGUUAGUGAGGUCACGAACGUUCUAUCUCAGCUGGUUUUUUUUACAUGUCUGAGCAAAAACGACCGGCAGUUUAUUUGAAUCGGCCGGAGGGCUUUUUGUUUUUGCACAUAUUAAAAAUCUCAUUUUUCAAUCGGCCGGGGCUUUCUCAUCAGACAAGCCCGGCCGAACUCUAUUGAUUUCCGCUUGGCAAAACGACGCAGGGGAGCCGGCAAAAGGGGCGCCCUUCUGAGGCGCAUUCCGCCGAUUUAGGGCGCCCAAACCGGGGCGCCAAAAAAAUGCCAAGACGACAAAGACCGCGAAUCCGCAUGCUAUGGGCGCAAUUUGUGCCCACUUUUGGACGUCCGUGGAACAUCAGCAAGGAAUGGACGCACACGCAUUCAGAUUCACAUAAUUAACCACUGCAGCACGGAGGAGGACAGUUUGAAAACGUACAAUGAAGGGGAUUACAAAUGCGCAAGAAGUGGGCGUGAUGCUAUUGAUUUUGGAGCGCAAGUUUCCUCUUGGUCGGGAAACCCUGUCCGUGAAAUUACUAAGACUGCGUUUUUGGAAGAAGAAAAAAAGGCAAGCUAGAGCUACGCGAAGAAGGUUGCUCUGCGUGCGAAAAAACAAAAAGAAAAAGAGCGGUCUAAGACUUUUGUUGUACGACGUCGAUCUACCAAAGGC
Molecule: messenger RNA, 3203 nt
Organism: Amoebophrya sp. A120
Lineage: Eukaryota; Dinophyceae; Syndiniales; Amoebophryaceae
Source: the annotation of a GenBank genome assembly